Messenger RNA from Daucus carota subsp. sativus, 2096 nucleotides. RefSeq lists its product as uncharacterized. Lineage: Eukaryota; Viridiplantae; Streptophyta; Magnoliopsida; Apiales; Apiaceae. The transcript has 9 exons. Bases 344 to 1930 code for a protein of 528 amino acids. The record is from RefSeq and is a predicted model, not a curated record.
CUUUGGUCUCUUUAAGAGGGCAAACACCAAAAGAGACUUGUUAUUUGCAGCGGUUGGAUGUUUAAACAGUUCAUGGGCUUCACGUCCUCACCUCCCUGUUACAAUUUAAUAUGCAGGUGAGGUGACCACCACCUUCACUUGAUGCCCAUGCAUACAUCUAGAUACUAUACACGUAUAUCACUAUCUUUAUAAUAAAUACACAACAAUUCUCCUAUUCCAUUCUACAUCCAAAGUCUUCUACAAGCUACCCUACUAACUAUAUUCUCAUACAUUCAUGAUUCACCUGACUCUGCAACUUGUCUGUCCCUAACUUGCCGCGCUAGUGUCUAGGUUGACACGAAAAAUGAAAUUCGAAGACUUGCUAAUGCAACCAACAGAAGAAAAACAGAAGAGAGCUCAUCUGGAGGAGGAGGUGGAUAAACUGGAAGGAGAAUUGGAUAGGGAGCUGAAGCUUAACAAGAUUCUGCAAUGUGCAUUGCAAGGUCCUGUCCAGUCUUGUCCAUGUCUCUCUCCCGUGCUUCCGCUUCAGGUCCAGGGACUUCUAGCAGAACUGGCUGCUGUGGAAGAAGAGAUUACGUUGCUUGAGAGGAAAGUUGAUGAGCUUAAGUUGAGUUUGUAUCGGGAGAGGCAACAAACUCAGCUUGGUGAGGGGUUGCAAUUAUUAGAGCUGCAGCCACAAUUGAGUAAGGAGAAGCGUAAACAUUUACUUGGCAGAGAGGCGGAGAGAAUGGAAUUCAGAAAAUUUGGUUCACCAACCAGAUUACAAAGCUACAGUGAUUACAGAAAUCAUAGAACUUCAAAAGAAAGGAGGGAAUUCCUCCGCUCAUCCAAGGAUAUCCGGAGCAUGUCAUUAACAAUGUCCAACGGUUAUAUCACCGAGAGUUCAAGAUCUCUUGAGAAUAGUCUUUUAGAAGAAGAGAUUAGUAGUGAGAAACCAAAUGUGCUCUCUGAAGAACUUAUUAAGUGCUUGAUAGGCAUAUAUAUCAAGCUAAACCAGGAUACACUAGGUAGUGGAGGAUCUUCUAUGAUCCCUAAGCAUUCCUUAUCCUGUAUGAACUCAAAAGGCUUCUCAAAAAUUUCCUUCAAUUGUAUAGUGCCUACAUUUCCGUUUGAUGAUGACACAUUAUAUCUUCAACCUUAUGGCACAUUAAUAGGUUUUGACGACAGUAUAAGCAGCUAUGGUCCGUACAAAAAUUUCAUCCAGAUAACAAGCAAUUCUCUGGCGACCAACUGCAUUUCUGAAUGUUAUACAGCUAUGAAAAAAUUGAGGUUUUUGAUGCAUAAACUCUGCAACGUAGACUUAACUUUUUUGACAUACCAGCAGAAGUUAGCAUUCUGGAUCAACAUCUACAAUGCCAGCAUAAUGCAUGCAUAUCUUCAACAUGGCUUACCUUCGACACAUGAGAAACUUCUAACGCUGAUGAACAAGGCUGCUAUAAAUGUGGGGGGCAUUGUCCUAAAUGCUUUGGCCAUUGAGCACUUCAUUCUCCGGCAUCCAUCUGAUUCAGUCCAUAGCCCAACAGAUGAGAAGGAAACACUGGUACGUCAUGCCUACGGAUUAAAAUACCCUGAACCUAACGUUACAUUUGCUCUGUGUAGAGGCAGCUGGUCUUCACCAGCAUUAAGGGUUUACACGGGGGAUGAAGUUGUUAAUGAAUUGUGGAGAGCGAGACAGGAGUACCUAGAAGCUUCUGUAGGAGUUACAAGCAAGAAGAAGAUAAUGGUGCCAAAGCUUCUCCAAUGGCACAUGAGGGAUUUUGCGGAUGACAUGGAAUCGCUUCUAGAGUGGAUUUACAGCCAGUUGCCUCAGUCUGCUUCAGUAAAAGGGUUGGUAGGGGAAUGCCUCAAGAGUGAAACAAAAUUUCCUGUAACAAAAAAGGUUGAAAUCCAGCCUUAUGCCUCAGAAUUUCGUUACUUGGUGCCCAUGUAAACAAAUCUAUAGACUAUAGUAUAGCAAAAGAUAAUUUUUUUCCACAAAAUUUAUAUUACAAACAUGCUCUAAAAUUUUCAAGUUCAUGGGAAUCUACACUUUUCAAAGCAAACAAGGUUCUGACAGGGCCAUCUAAACAUCUACCUGUUAUUACUUAUUAGCAUAA